Effrenium voratum is the source of this 3672-nucleotide messenger RNA. The record is from the annotation of a GenBank genome assembly. Lineage: Eukaryota; Dinophyceae; Suessiales; Symbiodiniaceae.
AUGGCAAUGGAGUUGUCGCCGGAGGAGAUGCGUUCCAUCGCCAAGGAGGCCUUUGUCUACGGAUGGCCCAUCUGUGAAAACUACAACACCCUCUAUGCCUAUGCCAUUGACGUGGACGGCCCAGCCUACAAGGCACCGAUGAACCAUCUCCACAGCGAGGCGCGGGUGUUUACGCCGGAGGACAAGGUGGUGGUGACGCCCAACUCAGACACGCCCUACUCCUUCAUUUGGAUGGACUUACGUGCUGAGCCCGUCUUGCUGACGGUUCCGAAGAUGGAGGAGGAUCGCUAUUUCUCCUUCCAGCUGAUCGACAUGUACACGCACAACUUUGCCUACCUGGGCACCCGAUGCACUGGCAACCAAGGAGGUGUCUACAUGGUAACCGGCCCCAACUGGACAGGGGGCAGUGAUGGAGCACAUGUGGACCAGGAGUACACCUGUGAGACGCCCUUCGCCUUGGCCAUUGUGCGGACCCAGCUCAAGGGGCCGGAAGACCUGGAGAGGGUGAAGGAGAUCCAACACGGGUACCAGGCCUACACCUUGAGCGCCUUCCUGGGGAAGUUGGGCCAUGAGGCAAGCGCCAUCACCUGGCCCAAGUCCAACAAGGCGCUGACCGGCACCGUGAAGAUGUUCGAAAUCCUCGACUUUGUGCUUUGCCUGCUGCCGGUGCAUCCCAGCGAGCAGGACUUGCGCGAUAACUUCCUAAAGAUGGGCAUUGGCAGUGGCACCUUCCAGGUGUCGGAGGCCAACCAAAGUGCCCUGGAGCUUGGCAUCAAGGAUGCCUGGGCCGAGUAUGACGAGGUCAUCGAGCAGGGCAUCGCGCGGGGCCUGGUGACCAGCGCGGAGCUCUUCGGCACCCGAGGCUUCCUGAAGAAUCAGUACAUCAAGCGCUUCGGGGGCGCCAAGGUGGGCCUCUAUGGCAACUCCCGGGAGGAGGCCUUUUAUCCCUUCUACAAGAUGGCCGACGGGCAACCGCUGGACGCCUCCAAGUCCUCCUACCAGCUGGUGCUGAGCAAAGAAGACCAGGAGAUCGCCAGGGCCUUCUGGUCGCUGACGAUGUAUGAUGGCAUCACCCAGCUCCUGGUGCCCAACGCAUUGCAGCGGUACCUCUUCAACAGCCCGAUGUUGCCGUCAAUGCGGCAAGCGGAAGACGGCUCGGUGACGUUGCACGUCUCCGCAGCCUCCCCGGGCCCGGAGAAGGAGAGCGAAGCCGGGUGGAAGCAUGCAGGGCGUGUACAGACUGCUAUGAAGAAGCUGGAAGCCCCGAGUGAAGAGACCGGAGCCACCAUAGCUGCCAGCUUUUGGGGAGAAAAUUUCCGGGGCCAGCAGGAUGAGUUGCGCCACUUGCCGCUUCUCCGAGGCGAGAAAGGCGCGCCACUCUGGACGGCCUCAGCCUUUCGAGAUGAGGUGGGCCAUAUGGCAAUGGACCGGGAGGGGCGAUGGGCCGCGGAAGAGGACUGGCUGCAUCCGAGUGCCAAGGUGAAGAAGCCGGAAAACAUUGACUGCGACAAUGCGGUGGACCUGCUCAAGAACAUGGUGGACGAGGAAAGGCACUUCGAGCUGUUGCUGGGAGUGGGCUUGGCGCUGGCGAUUCUGGUGGCCCUCGGCAGCAGCUGCUUCAUCGUGGGCCUUAAGGUCAAGCCUCGAGCGCCUUCCUACUGGAGCAAUAGGACGUGGAGUCCCUUCCACAACGACUUCGAGGCGGAGGUGGAUGUGACCAUGGAGUUGCGAGAUACGGUGCAGCAGCUCUUUGACAUGACCACCAAGAAGGCGCUGAUGUCCAACGCCCACGCCGCGGGGUGCCGGAGUUUGCACGUGGAGGUCACCGAGAAAGCCCACGAGCUGCGGAACAUCCGGUGGCUGCACUUUCCCAAGGCAGGCACCAGCUUCAUUUCCACCAUCUGGAACUACGCCUGCGCGCGGAAAGCUCCAUUGGACUUGGCGAUUGGCAAAACGCACGUGUACGACUUCGCGCUGAUGAGCCGCUACCCAUCGGUGCAGUAUUGCGAGCCUGGUGUUCUGAGCGACCGCUUCAUCACGCAGCAUCAGGCGGUAACACUCCACGAGGUCAAGCAACGGGGAUGGAACGUGAUUGGAAUGUUCCGCAAGCCCUCCCAGCGCCUGAUCUCGGCCUUUCACAACAGCAUGCACACCUCCUGGCUCUGUGAAGAAGACCGCCAUGAACUGGUGGAGACCUGCGCGCAACAAAACCACACCCCGGCCUGCUAUGCCCGGUUCCCCGGCAUCGCGGGCUGCACUGCGCGCAUGUUGACCGGCGGCCGGUGCGCGCAGGGCCGCAUGGAGCGUGAAGAGGGCGAGGUGUUUGAUGCUGGAGCUUCCAGCCUCAGCCAAGCUUUGCAAAUGCUUAAGAAGAUGGCCUUUGUCGGCAUGACCGAGCAGUGGGAUCUCUCCAUCUGCCUCUUUCAUCGCAUGUUCGGCGGCAAUGUCAGUGCUUCGCAGUUGGUGGACAUUCAUACCUUCCGCGGCGACCACGAGGGCUACGACGAGUCGGUCUUGGAGGGCUUUGUGGACCACGUGGACGAGCAGAUCUACGAAGCGGCGAGCCGCCGCUUCAACCAGCUGCUCCAAGAGCACGUCGGAUCUGAUCUCUCCGUGUGCGGCGGAAUUAUGAAGCGCAGUGAGGAGGAGGAGAAGGCAGACACCUGCUCAUGCGAGAGCCAGGGGAUGGAGUGCGGUCGCGCCCCGUCCGGCCUGGAGUGCGGCACUUGCCCCACGAUUCGCAUCAAGGAGAUGCACAACAUGUCCGACGCGGACGUGCAGUGCGAUGCGGGCAAGUGCUUCGUCAACUCUCAGCAUCGCCCAGACAUUUUCGCGUGGAGCGACGCCAUGGGCUUGGGACGGGAUGGCGCCUGGGCGACUCACAAGUCCUUCCGGGUGCUCAAGGUGACCCGCAUCGAGAACGGCCCGCUGUGGUCCGCCUAUGCACAGCUGAGGAAGACCAUCAGUCCGGUGGAGGCCACUUUGAAGAAGAUGUCCAAGGACUGGCAGGAUUGGACGCGACGAUCCCUUGAGGUGAUUGACACCGUGCACGAGGGGCGAAAUGCCAGCGGCUCCAUCAAGACCUUCAUCAAGUCCUUAAACCUGGACGAGCGACGCAACGAGCGGCUCAUGUUCCACGGCUCCCCGGGUGCUGGGGCCCGGCAUCCAGGCACCGGCCAGGUGCUCUUCCCAUCGCAGGAGACCUCCCCGGUGUAUGCCAUCAAGUGCGCCGGCUUCGACGACAGGCUGGGCAGCGUGAAGGGCAUGUACGGCUCCGGCACUUACUUCGCAGACAUGGCCAGCAAGGCGGACCAAUACGCCGGCCAGUACAAUCAGAAUGGCCAGGGCAGCUUGGGAGAGAGGGCCACCAUGUUUCUGAGCCGCGUCACGCUGGGUUGCCCCUACACCACGAACCAGUCCUUGGAGCAGCUCCGGCGGCCCCCGUGCCUGCAAGGGCAUUUCGACCUCAACCUCUUCUGGAACGAGGACGUGAUGUACGGGCGGCCCUGGAAAGAUAAGGCGGUGCCAUUGUGCAUUUGCAGCCACGAGCGCUUUGACUCCAUCAUGGGGGACUUCUUCAUCGAUGGCCAAAAGAAGAUGUACCGGGAGUUCAUCGUCUACGACCGCCAGUGCUAUCCCGAGUUCUGCGUCACCUACGAACGAUGCCCCUAA